Lynx canadensis (Canada lynx) is the source of this 1542-nucleotide messenger RNA. RefSeq names its product translocase of inner mitochondrial membrane 9 (gene TIMM9). Lineage: Eukaryota; Metazoa; Chordata; Mammalia; Carnivora; Felidae. The coding region runs from base 335 to 604 and encodes 89 amino acids. The record is from RefSeq and is a predicted model, not a curated record. The transcript has 6 exons.
UUCUCUUCCAUCCAGCGGCUGCGGCGCCCGCCCUGACCCAGACCCUCCGCCCCUAGACUGGACUGGCAACGCAGCCCCCCAGCCUCGCACUGGUGUUGGAUGCGAGAGCCUGUGCUUAAGUAAGAAAUCAGGCUUCAUUGGAGACAUUCAAGCAAAGGUUGGACAACUAAUUUUCCAGAACAAAAAGGAAACUCAUGCAUCAGAAAAGGUGGUGUGUGUGGCUGUUGGACUUUGUUAAUCAGCAUGAUUUAGGAUUAAAUAACUGGAAAACAGAAUGCUCCAAGACAUAGAAGACACCAGACUAGCAAGUGACUAAUAAACAUAUCAAAAGAAUAUGGCUGCACAAAUACCAGAAUCUGAUCAGAUAAAACAGUUUAAAGAAUUUCUUGGAACCUACAAUAAACUUACAGAAACCUGCUUUUUGGACUGCGUUAAAGACUUCACAACAAGAGAAGUAAAACCUGAAGAGACCACCUGUUCAGAACAUUGCUUACAGAAAUAUUUAAAAAUGACACAAAGAAUAUCCAUGAGAUUUCAGGAAUAUCAUAUUCAGCAGAAUGAAGCCCUGGCAGCCAAAGCAGGACUCCUUGGCCAACCACGAUAGAGGAGUCCUGAUGGCUGGACUUUAGAUGAAACAUUGCCAGCAGCUGUUGUGAUGGAAAUGAGGAUUCAUCUGAUGGAAUCCCCUGAAAGCAGUAGCCACCAUGUUAAACUGUCAUGACUGUCUGGCAAGUGGGAAACAACUAGAGAAACAAAAUUGCUAUUUACCAUGAAUAAUCAAAAUAGAAGGUCUUACUGUUCAAUCAAAAUAAUAAGAUGCAACAUUUGUUGAGGCCUUAAGAUUCAGCAGCUUGGUAACUUCAUUAGAUAAAUAAACCAUUGUUUCUUCAAUUGUGACUGUUAAUUUUAAAAGCAAAAUAAUGUGUUCAAUCAUGUAUGAGAUAGAAAAAAUUUUUUAUUACUAAAAGUAAAAUAAAUGGAAAUAUCACUGAGCAGUUGUUUAUACUAUAUAUAGUACCGUAGUAUGCUGACUGGACUGUGGAUACGUUGAAAUGUUUUUCAAUCACGAUCAUCCUCCAAGUAUUCCUGUUCAUUCAUGUCUGUCUCAAAUUGCUGGUAAAUACAUAAAAUAGUUACUUGCUAAUAAUUUCAAUGCACAAUCCUUUUCUUGCCUCCCUUCUUGCAUCAGGAUGGGUAUUACACAUUCUUAUCCUAGCCAUAUUUUCGUAUAUCUUCAGGAAACAUCCCAUCUGAGAUUACCUUGGGAAUGUUUAAGAGUUGACUAUUAUGCUCUAGUGAAGACUGUGUUUUGUGUUUUGUCCGAACGCUGAGAGUCUAACAAUACACAGUGUAUUCUCAGCUAUGUCAUGUGAUCAAUGCAAUAAAAAGUGAACCGAAGUUAUGGUAGUGUCUUAGAGCUAAAGGAAUCCUAAAACAAAUCCAAACAUCUGCAGGAAAAUUCUAGUUGAUGCAUAAGUAUACCAAGCAGUUUGGAAAAUGUACAUAGACUAAUACCUACUAAUAAAUGGACUUAUGAAUGGA